Molecule: messenger RNA, 1239 nt
Organism: Sapajus apella (tufted capuchin)
Lineage: Eukaryota; Metazoa; Chordata; Mammalia; Primates; Cebidae
Gene: MRPS22
Product: mitochondrial ribosomal protein S22
Exons: 8
Coding region: 63-1145 (360 amino acids)
Cellular component (GO): mitochondrial small ribosomal subunit
Molecular function (GO): structural constituent of ribosome
Source: RefSeq, a predicted model, not a curated record
UGCAAGACACUGGGCGUGACUCGGAAAUUUCUCUCAUCCACUUCCGGUGCACUCUGAUAAUCAUGGCACCUCUAAGAAGCACUGCGUUGUUGUGGAGCCUCUUGAGAGGUUCUCGGGGUGUGGAGUGGGUCUGUUUCCGGGACCGAAUCGAGCCCCGGCCUUGUGGCCUGCUCCAAGCACUACCUUCCUCUUUCGAGGCCGGGCUGCCACGCCGCUGGCUCAGCUCCGAGGCCGCAGAAUCUGGUAGCCCAGAGACCAAGAAACCUACAUUUAUGGAUGAAGAAGUUCAGAGCAUACUCACGAAAAUGACAGGCUUGAACUUGCAGAAGACUUUUAAGCCAGCUGUUCAAGAACUGAAACCACCAACCUAUAAGCUAAUGACUCAGGCACAGUUGGAAGAGGCUACAAGACAGGCAGUUGAGGCAGCUAAAGUAAAAUUAAAAAUGCCACCAGUUCUGGAAGAGCGAGUACCAAUAAAUGAUGUGUUAGCUGAAGAUAAGAUUUUGGAAGGAACAGAAACGGCCAAAUACGUGUUUACUGAUAUAUCAUAUAGCAUACCACACCGGGAGCGUUUUAUUGUCGUCAGAGAACCAAGUGGCACACUACGCAAAGCCUCUUGGGAAGAACGGGACCGAAUGAUACAAAUUUAUUUCCCAAAAGAAGGUCGUAAAGUUUUGACACCAGUAAUUUUCAAGGAAGAAAAUAUUACGACUGUGUAUAGCCAGGACAGGCAUGUUGAUGUCCUCAAUUUCUGCUUUGCCCAGUUUGAGCCAGAUUCUGCAGAUUAUAUCAAGGUUCAUCACCUGACCUACGAAGAUAUAGAUAAACAUGGAAAAUACGACCUUUUACGUUCAACAAGAUACUUUGGUGGAAUGGUGUGGUAUUUAGUCAAUAAUAAAAGGAUUGAUGGUUUGCUGAUUGACCAGAUUCAGAGAGAUUUAAUCGAUGAUGCCAUCAGCUUGGUUCGGCUGUAUCACAUACUCCAUCCAGACGGCCAGUCGGCUCAAGAGGCCAAGGAUCAGGCUGCUGAGGGAAUAAAUUUAAUUAAGGUCUUUGCAAAAACAGAAGCACAGAAGGGAGCAUAUAUAGAACUAACACUGCAAACUUAUCAUCAAGAAACACUCAGCCAUUCUGCAGCUUCCUGAAAAUAUUUUUAAAAUACAUUUAUUUUACUAAAUACUGACUACACUUGUCUGUUAAUAUUGAGCUAAAUAUUAAAAACGGUGAGAUUAAAAGGUA